Molecule: messenger RNA, 2179 nt
Organism: Spinacia oleracea (spinach)
Lineage: Eukaryota; Viridiplantae; Streptophyta; Magnoliopsida; Caryophyllales; Amaranthaceae
Exons: 10
Coding region: 182-1945 (587 amino acids)
Biological process (GO): protein desumoylation; proteolysis
Cellular component (GO): nucleus
Molecular function (GO): deSUMOylase activity
Source: RefSeq, a predicted model, not a curated record
ACCACCACUACAACAAAAACAACAACAGGCACAUCAAAGUUCACCGGUGACUGAACUCGGUGAAGAUCAGGAGAUACCAGAGCAACAAACACACUCCAAACCCGAGGAAGUCAAACUACCCUCGACAGUUGAGGAGUUUCAUCAGGAGUUCUUGAAGACCACAGCUGAAUUAAGUGGUGUGAUGAACAAAUUCAACAACCUCUUGUCGUUGUCAAAGAAGUUCUUUGACACGACUGUUGAUGUAAAAGAAACAAUGUCAUUUAAUAUGGCAGAGAUGUGGUCCAAGUGUUCAGAAACACAACUUCCAACCGUGUUUGAUAACGCCAAGAAUGCAUCGAAUGAGGAGAGAAAAGAUUCACAGGAGAUGGGUUCCAUUCUGAGUCAAGACAAAGAGUUUUUCAGCUCGGACUACUUCUCCAUUUUAUUUGAUGAUGCAGUCAAGAAAGCGACUAGAGGGAAGAAAAAAGAAACUGUUAUGGAAAAAGAAACAGAGGAACCUAUGUCAGAGGAGCCUCUAUCAGAGGAAAGUCUACCAGAAUUACCUCCAUUUCUCACACCUCCCACUAUGGACUCUGAAAAUGAUGGGGUUAAUGAUUUGACUUUGAAGCUUGGACUACCGUCCAUUUCAGAAAUUACCCCUACACAUGACUAUGAAGAGGAGAUGAGGAUCCAAGCACUCUUGAUGAACAACUCUUUAACAGAACGUGACCUUCAAACGAUUUCAGGGGAGAAGGAAGAUUAUUCAGAAAAAGAACAGCAGUCUCCACCGAAAAUCGAAGUACCUGAGAGUUUGAAGAACAAUGAUGAUGCUUUGAACAAAAGCAGCGAAAAAGGAACACCAAUCCCUAAUCGAGAAGAACAAGAUUUUGAGACCCCAAAAGUUCCUGUAGCGGAUUCCCAGGGUGAUGUGAUUACUCCAUCAGUCUAUCUGAGAGAUGAAGAGGAUGUUCCAACAAAAACACAAAAAGAUGAAGAGGAUGUUCCAACUACAAGUCAAAUCCCUGCCACAAUGAGGAUGAAGAGAAUCAAGAAUGUCCCUAUAGUGUUACGGUCACCGUUUUUAAUUCAGUAUUCAGAUUUACUUGAGGCUAGUGACAAACUAAGCCAAGAGGAAAAGGAUUUGAAAUGCAUUCUUGAUUAUGCAAUUGGAGAGGGUGAUCCUAGUGAGUUGGUGUACUAUGACAAAUGGAACCUAAUUACAAGAGAAAAUAUGCAAACCCUAGGUGGGGAUGUUUGGGUGGAAAAUAAUAUCAUUGACACAUUCGCAAAACUGUUGAAUGAUGAUCGAAACCAGUGCGUAAAGACGAACAUGAAAUUCUACUUUUCGACAAUUCCUUAUAAUAUGCUGUUACAAAACGACGCAUAUGGUGGGACACAGGAUAGCCAAGGAACUGAGCAGAAGAGGUUUCAGAAUUUUAUGGAUUCCAUUAAGCAUGAAAUGUCAGUUGCAAAUGUUUCAUCUCUAAAGGGAUACCAUCUGUUGUUCUUUCCUGUUUGUUCUGGUGCACAUUUCUUCCUUAUUGUGAUAAACAAUAAAACAAAGAAAGUUGAAAUUCUUGACAAUCUCGAUCUACCGGAGGGAAUACCUUUUGAGAACAAAUAUGAACAGAAUCCCCAAAAGACUUUUGAAGCAUGGUUGAAGUUUUGUGAGCUGGAAGGGUAUCCAUUAAAAAACACACAAAUCAAGCAAUAUGAAAUCACAUUACCUUCAAUGACAUGGAAAAAUCGAGAAAACAAAGUCGACUGUGGGGUGUAUGCAAUGCGGCAUAUGGAGACAUAUAAAGGCAACCCGAAUUGGGAUUGUGGAUUUACAAACUAUGAAGAUGAUAAAAACUAUAUUCGGCAGCUAAGGAUACAUUAUGCAACACAAAUCUUAUCAAGCGCUCAGAACGAGAAGCAUGAGUUGAGAUAUCUGGCACUGAAACAAGCAAAUCAAGUAGAAUAGACAUUACUUUUGAAACAAUGGUUUGAUAUUGGAUGUUGUUGUUCUUUAAAAACAAGCAUGAGUUGGUUGUGGUUUGGUUUAAAACAAUGGUUUGUUAUUGUUCUUUUGAAACAAUGGUUUGAUAGUGUUCCUUAGAAACAAUGGUUUGAUAGUAUCUGUGUUCUUUUAAUGUUGCUGAUUGUUCUUUUGAACUAGUAGUUUGUGAAUUGGUUUAGAAACAAUUGUUCUUUUGAA